Paramecium sonneborni is the source of this 399-nucleotide messenger RNA. Lineage: Eukaryota; Ciliophora; Oligohymenophorea; Peniculida; Parameciidae. The record is from the annotation of a GenBank genome assembly.
AUGAAAAUGUUUCUUAAUAGGUUUAAGGUUGAGCUUAUACUGAAAAAUAUCUAGUUGUGUUUUUAUGGGUAGGAGGUCUUUUGGAGUUAAAUUGUAAUAGUUAUUUAACUAUUUAAGGUUGAAGAUAACAACAUGAUAGUGGUACACAACUAUUCAAAAUAAGUUCAAAACGUAACAACUAUGAUGCUAGCAUAAUUUGAGUCUUUUUUGAUGAUGCCUUUUAUUGAAAUGAAGUAUAUUAAAUAUAGCAGAUCUUUAUUGCUUUAUUUUCAAUCCAUUAUUUUCUCUUAAAGAUUUCUAAAAGAAUUUCUCAAAAUUUUCUACAAAAUCUCUUAUUUCAAGUUGUUUGAAUUGGCUGAUAAAAUUUUUUAUUUGGUAUUAUUCUUUUUCAAAGUUUGA